CAUAGACUGAGGCAUACAUUGAGUGCUUGUAUUGUAUUUCACAUUACAUUGAGUGCUAUAUUGAAGCGAUUGACUGAUUGGUGAGUCGACCGCCGAUUCAGACCAACUGAACCACACAUUCAUGAAAUGACAGACCAGUCGACUCUUCUGCUCAGAAAACAACUCAAUGACCUCAAGAAGAAUCCGGUGGAGGGCUUCUCAGCGGGUCUGGUGGACGACGACGACAUCUACAUCUGGGAAGUGCUGAUCAUCGGUCCGCCCGACACUCUGUAUGAGGGCGGGUUCUUCAAAGCGCACCUAAACUUUCCCAAAGACUACCCGUUAAGACCUCCCAAAAUGAAGUUCGUGACAGAGAUCUGGCACCCGAACAUCGACAAGAACGGUGAGGUCUGUAUAUCCAUUCUUCACGAGCCGGGAGACGACAAAUACGGCUACGAGAAGGCGUCCGAGCGUUGGCUACCCGUGCAUACCGUCGAGACGAUCCUCAUAUCUGUUAUAUCGAUGUUAGCCGACCCUAACGAUGAGUCCCCGGCCAAUGUGGACGCGGCGAAGGAAUGGAGAGAAAGCUUCUUAAACUUCAAGCGAAAAGUGGCUCAAUGUGUCCGAAAGAGUCAAGAAAUUUAAUAAUUACUUUUAUACGGUAAAUGAAUAGAAGUCUAGAAUUAAUCAUCACUUCAUUACUAACGAACGGCUCAUAAGAACUUAUUUUUUAAUCCCGAAUAUUUGGUUAAGCCUUCGAUACAUAUAUAUAAUUCAAAAUUUAAUUAUUAUUAUUAUUAUGAUUUGUCUUAUUAUUUUAGA
Molecule: messenger RNA, 801 nt
Organism: Oppiella nova
Lineage: Eukaryota; Metazoa; Arthropoda; Arachnida; Sarcoptiformes; Oppiidae
Source: the annotation of a GenBank genome assembly